Messenger RNA from Pieris rapae (cabbage white), 1362 nucleotides. RefSeq names its product mitochondrial nicotinamide adenine dinucleotide transporter SLC25A51. NCBI's taxonomy places the organism in Eukaryota, Metazoa, Arthropoda, Insecta, Lepidoptera, Pieridae. The transcript is spliced from 4 exons. The record is from RefSeq and is a predicted model, not a curated record. The coding region runs from base 178 to 1092 and encodes 304 amino acids.
ACAAGUUAGCAUUAGCAAUUUCCUGCAAAUUCAAUUUUGUAAUAGAUUAAUACAUAAUUUAAAAAGCUUCCGAAUAUGAUGAUAGAAAUGUUAUAAAAUGAUUAUCGAAAACGACGAGGAAAGUUAACGACGAAGAAGAUUUAUUCGACUACAAGAAAUCAUGUAUAUGGAAAAAUAAUGUCAUCACAGGGAGGACAAUGUCUAAAGACUUCUUUAGAACAUAGCCGCCUAAAUGAGGGAAGUGUGUCUGUCGGGAUGCCCAAACAAACUUUUUCUCAACAUUGGAAGGAGUUUGUUUGUGGUGGUGGUGCAGCAUUCUGCAAUAUUCUCAUCAGCUAUCCUCUUAAUAAACUAAUUUUUAGACAGAUGAUGCAUGGUGUAGAAGCAACAUUUGCCUUAAACCAGUUGCAAAAAGAAGGGCUUGGAUAUCUGUAUCGGGGUAUGCUACCUCCAUUACUGCAGAGGUCAAUAUCUAUGUCACUCAUGUUUGGCGUGUAUGAUGAAUGUUUGGAACCACUUUUAGAUAGCAAAAUUAAUCCAUAUGUUUCUAAAACUGUUGCUGGUGUUGUUGCUGGGUGUUUCGAAGCAACAUUAAUGCCAUUUGAAAGAUUACAGACUUUGCUGAUUCACCCUAAGUAUCAUAAUAAAUUUAGGAACUCUGCACAUGCGUUUAGCCAGAUAUCUAAGUUUUAUGGUAUCAAAGAGUUUUAUAGAGGAUAUGUGCCAAUCCUGUUACGAAAUGGUCCAUCAAAUGCACUGUUUUUCAUAAUAAGAGAUGAAAUAAAGGUCAGACUGCCUAAGCAAGAGAGCAUGGUAUAUGAGGGCCUACAAAAUUUUAUUGCUGGUGCAUCAAUUGGAGCUUUUCUUAGCACUUUGUUUUAUCCAUUAAAUGUGAUAAAAAUUGGAAUGCAGUGUGAGUUGGGUGGGCCUCACAGAACAAUCAUGUAUGAAUUUAAUUAUAUUUUACGGAAGCGAGGGUCUAAGUUUGGAAAUUUCUACCAUGGUGUCGUACUCAACAUAACCCGUGCAUUUCUCAGUUGGGGCGUUAUAAAUGCAUCCUACGAAGUGUUUAGGAAAAUAUUAUAUUCCUAGUCAUAUUAUUUUUGUUUUUGUUAUUGUUAUGUAUGGUGGCUCUGUGUAAAUAAAAAUUAUAUUCUCAAUAUGUUAUAAGAUUAAUCCUAGUGAAGCAUUUAUAACAGCAAAAAUGUGUACCUAAGAUCGUGAUGAAUUAUUUAUUAACGGAGAAUCAUUGUAAUUAUGUAUGUAAUACAAAAAUUACAAUUUGAUUUUUCAAAGUCAUUGUUUUAUUGUCACAACUUUUUUUCAUAGUACAAGAAAUAGAUUAAAAAUAAAAUCUGCUUG